Molecule: messenger RNA, 561 nt
Organism: Solenopsis invicta (red fire ant)
Lineage: Eukaryota; Metazoa; Arthropoda; Insecta; Hymenoptera; Formicidae
Exons: 1
Coding region: 1-561 (186 amino acids)
Biological process (GO): DNA integration
Molecular function (GO): nucleic acid binding
Source: RefSeq, a predicted model, not a curated record
AUGGCCACCAAGGCAAUACACCUUGAACUAGUUAUAGACCUUAGCACCAAGAUAUUUUUAAACGCCUUAAAACGGUUCAUCUCGCGACGAGGAAAAUGCGAUUCUAUUACUUCAGACAACGGUCGAAAUUUUAUCGAAGCUAGCAACGCAUUCCGAUCAAUGAGAGAAUAUCUGUUACAUCCCACUCAUCAAAUUAAAAUUAUUGACUUCGCGGCCACUCAAGGAAUUACAUGGAAAUUUAUUCCUCCGUAUUCAUCCCACAUGGGAGGUUUAUGGGAGUCCAAUGUAAAAAGCGUUAAAACUCAUAUAAAAACUGUAAUCAAUAAUACUUUACUCUCUUUUGAAGAUCUGUAUACCGUAUUGACACAAAUUGAGGCAAUACUCAACUCUCGUCCAUUGAGUCCGUUAAGCAACGCUCCCGACGAAUUAGACAUGUUAACACCUGGACAUUUUUUAAUUAGAACGUCUUUAUUGUCACUACCAGAACCUUCGAUGUUGGAUCUUUUCGUGAGUCGAGUCAACCGCUAUCAAUUACUAACACAGCUGCAGCAAUCGUUCUAG